Capsicum annuum is the source of this 3160-nucleotide messenger RNA. RefSeq names its product probable inactive leucine-rich repeat receptor-like protein kinase At3g03770. Gene Ontology annotation, molecular function: protein kinase activity; receptor serine/threonine kinase binding; ATP binding. Gene Ontology annotation, biological process: protein phosphorylation. Lineage: Eukaryota; Viridiplantae; Streptophyta; Magnoliopsida; Solanales; Solanaceae. The record is from RefSeq and is a predicted model, not a curated record.
GAUGUUUCCCCUCCUCAAAGCUAUCAAUACAUUAUUCCUCAGAAAAAUAAAACUAAUUACAUAUUAAUUUCAUUAUUCAUUACUUUAUUCUCAACAUUCCACUUGUGUGAUUAUGUUGAAUCAACUAACUACAUAAAUUUAAGUUAAUUGUUCGUUACUUUAUUCUCUCGAUUUAACUUGUGGGAUUACACUGUAUAUGUUGUUACUUUAUUCCUGAGAAAAGUAAAAUUAACGUACAUAAAUUUAAGGAGUUCAUUGUUCAUUAUUUGAAAAAGAUUAACUGGUGUAAGUUUUUUUGUGAAGAAAAUUAGAUGUUUCCUUGAAUUAACUUCCUCAAAGUUCUUCUAUGAACCAGGUAAAGCCUCCAUUUCUAUUAUGAGCUUUCAAGAAUCUCUUCUCUGCCAGUGGAUAUUAUUUUUACUCCAAUUUCUGAAGUGAAUUUGUUUUUAUUUUUAAGUUGCUUAAACUCAGUAUCUUUGCUUGUUCUUUUCAUAUUCUGUGGAUUUAGAGUGUUUAGAUGAUCGCAUUAUGUUGCUAGUGUUACUGUUCCUUGCAUUACUACUUUGAUUUACUUCACUUGAGCUAAGGGUCUUUCACAAAAUUUCUAUCUCCACAAGGUAGGGAUAAGGUGUUUCCCAGACAGUCUUGUAAUGAUGGGAAAAGAAUUGGGACUUGAAAAACUUCUGGUUUUGUUUUUGGUAUUAAUAUCAGUGAGAUAUUCAGAGGAAUUACAAUCUUCUCAAGUGAAAACCCUUAAGAGAAUUCAACAUCUUUUGAAUUAUCCAACAGCUUUGAAUAGUUGGAGUAAUGAGACAGAUUUCUGUAAGAUGGAGCCAAGUUUAUCUGUUACUGUUGUGUGCUACGAUGAAAACAUAACUCAGUUGCAUAUAAUAGGGAGAAAGGGGACUUCCCCAUUACCUAGAAAAUUCUCCAUUCGUUCAUUUCUCAAUGCCCUUGCCAAGCUUCCUAGCUUGAAAGUCCUUAGAUUAGUUUCUCUUGGUUUAUGGGGACCGUUGCCAGGCAAUGUUUCAAGACUCGCAGCUCUCGAGAUACUUGACUUGAGUUCAAAUUACUUUCACAGUAGCAUACCCCAAACAGUUUCUUCUUUAACACACCUCCAAACUUUAGUGUUAGAUGGAAAUAGGUUGGCUGGCAGAAUUCCAGAUGGCGUUGGUUCACUUUCAGCUUUGGCAGUUUUGAGUGUGAAGAGCAAUAUGUUAAAUGGAUCUUUGCCAGAUACACUACGGGAUUUGAAGAAUCUUCGUGUACUUUCACUUUCGAGGAAUAAUUUUAGUGGUGAUGUGCCUGAUCUUAGCAGUUUACAAAACCUUCAAGUAUUAGAAUUAGAGGACAACUCUUUUGGACCAAAGUUUCCUCAAAUUGGAAGCAAAAUUGAAAGCAUUGCGCUGAGUAAUAACAAAUUCAGUGCAAGCAUUCCAGAGAAAGUUCAGUCCUAUUAUCAGCUUGAACAUUUUGAUAUUUCUUCGAACAACUUUGUAGGGCCGUUUCCUCCGUCGUUGCUAUCUUUGUCAUCCAUCACUUAUCUGAAUGUUGCAGGAAACAAGUUAACGGGAAUGCUUUUCGAAGAUAAUCCAUGCAACACUGCAUUAGAUUUUGUUGAUCUGUCUACUAAUCUGUUGACAGGAACAUUACCUAGUUGCCUUCUGUCUAGUUCUAGGAACAGGAUUGUGCAUUUUUCUAAUAACUGCUUAGCAACCGAAGACGGUUCUCAACAUCCACUUUCAUUUUGCCGGAAUGAGGCUUUGGCUGUUGGUGUCUUACCUCAUCAUCAAAGACACAAACCUGCUUCUAAAGUGGUUCUUGCCUUGAUCAUAUGCGGUAGCAUCACCGGUGGAGUUAUACUCGUAUGCCUGACCAUCUUGAUUGUCAAAUCCUUUCUUGCAAAGAAGGCUGCCAAAAACACCACAACCAGAUCUAUUUCAGACGAUGCAUCAUCUUUAUAUACCAACAAGUUAUUCACAGAUGCAAGAUAUAUUGCUCAAGCAAUGAAGCUAGGAGCACUUAAUCUUCCAUCUUAUAGAACCUUCUCUCUAGAUGAACUUGAGGAGGCUACGAACAACUUUGAUACAACAAAUUUUAUGGGCGAGAUUCCUAAUGGCCAGAUGUACAGAGGCCAGCUGAGAGAUGGUUCAUAUGUUACCAUUAGAUGCCUGAUAAUGAAAAGAAGCAACAGUCAUCAAAAUUUUAUGCAUCACAUAGAGUUGAUAUCCAAGCUCAGGCAUCAGCAUUUGGUCAGUGCUCUUGGACACUGCUUUCAGUUUUACUUGGAUGAUUCAAGUGUCAGCAGAAUUUUUCUCGUCUUUGAGUACGUACCUAAUGGGACCCUAAGGAGAUGGAUUUCUGAUAAACAUGCUAGACGGAAACUAACUUGGAUCCAACGUAUAGAAUCUGCUACAGGGGUAGCAAAGGGCUUACACUUCUUGCAUAAUGGAAUUGUCCCUGGAAUCUUUUCAAAUAAUUUGAAGAUAACAAAUAUUUUGUUGGAUCAGAACCUUGUUGCCAAAAUUAACAGCUAUAAUUCUCCUAUUCUGUCAGAGAAUUUCGGAAAGGAAUAUCGCCAAACUUUUCCAGUUGGUUAUAACCAGAGGGAAAAAUAUGAAGAGAAGUUGGAUGUGUAUGACUUUGGAGUUAUACUGUUGGAAAUCAUUACGGGGAGGCAGAUAAAUACAAGAAAUGACAUCCUAAUUCUACAAAAUCAGUUGCAAGCAAGCAUAACGGGCAAAGGAGCAAAUGUGGUUGAUGUAGCAAUAAGAAGUUCAUGUUCGGGUGAAUCAUUGAGGACGAUGGUAGAGAUGUGCUGCAGGUGUUUGCACGAAGAUCUGGUGAACAGGCCUUCGAUGGAGGAUGUGCUAUGGAAUUUACAGUUUGCAGCUCAAGUUCAGGAUGAUUAUCACAGCACUGAUGGCUCUCCAAUUCACCUCUACAACCUUCAAGCCAACUCAUCAUUCGAUAGUGAACAUGUCAAGUACUAGUAACUAAACAUCUUUAACUAUAUUUGGACUCGAGUAGCCCAUUUUCCAAUUACAAAGUAUAAUAGCUUGGCUUUUGGACAAUAUAUAUUUAGUUGAAAUUUGAAAAAGGAAUAUUUUGGGUGAUUCUAAUUCCAAAGCUAGCCGCUUUAAGUUUGGAGUUCAUUAAA